ACCGGCAGCCGCCAUGGCGGUGGACAUCACCCUGCUUUUUAAGGCCAGCGUGAAGACCGUGAAGACUCGCAACAAGGCGCUGGGGGUGGCGACGACGGGGGACAGCGCAAGGGACGAGCUGCUCAAGCGGGGCACCGCCCGCUCCAAAAGCGACUUCACCAGCCGGGCGCGGGAGGUGAUUUCUCAUAUUGGAAAGCUGAAAGAUUUUCUUCUACAACACAGAAAGGAUUAUAUUAAUGCUUACAGCCAUAUUAUGUCUGAAUUUGUGAGAAUGACGGAUACAGAGCGUGACCAGAUAGAUCAAGAUGCCCAGGUGUUUAUGAGAACGUGUGCAGAUGCCAUUCAUCAGCUCAGAACAGAAGCACACAAGGGUGUCCAGUCUGCUCAGGUGAAGGAGCACAGAACAGCUGUCUUGGACUUCAUUGAAGAUUACUUAAAAAGAGUGUGCAAGCUGUAUUCUGAACAAAGAGCCAUCCGAGUUAAGCAAGUGAUAGACAAGAAGAGACUGUCCAAACUUGAACCUGAGCAGAGCAAUGUGUCCAAAGCACCUCUUUCCACUGAAAAAUUUUCACAGAGUCCUUUAGAGGAUUCUGAAGAAAAACUUUCUGCUGAGGAAAGCAAAGACAGGAAUCUGCCCGAUGCCCAAAGUAACCUUGGAUUAUGGGGGGAUGGCAGAGGUGAAGAUGAGCUGUCACCUGAAGAAAUACAAAUGUUUGAACAGGAGAAUCAGAGACUUGUUGGUGAAAUGAACAAUCUCUUCGAUGAAGUCAGACAAAUUGAAGGAAAAGUGGUGGAAAUCUCCAGAUUACAAGAGAUAUUCACUGAGAAAGUCUUGCAACAGGAAACUGAUAUUGACAAUAUCCACCAAUUAGUUGUGGGUGCAACAGAGAAUAUAAAAGAAGGCAAUGAAGACAUAAGAGAGGCCAUCAAAAACAAUGCUGGAUUUAGAGUAUGGAUCCUCUUCUUCCUUGUGAUGUGUUCAUUCUCCUUGCUUUUCCUGGACUGGUAUGACAAUUAAUUAAACAUAUUAUUGGCUCCAUGC
This is a messenger RNA of Pseudopodoces humilis (Tibetan ground-tit), 1042 nucleotides long. It is a transcript of the gene STX18, whose product is annotated as syntaxin 18. Gene Ontology annotation, biological process: intracellular protein transport; retrograde vesicle-mediated transport, Golgi to endoplasmic reticulum. The record is from RefSeq and is a predicted model, not a curated record. Gene Ontology annotation, molecular function: SNAP receptor activity. Gene Ontology annotation, cellular component: endoplasmic reticulum; membrane; SNARE complex. Lineage: Eukaryota; Metazoa; Chordata; Aves; Passeriformes; Paridae.